Molecule: messenger RNA, 882 nt
Organism: Microthlaspi erraticum
Lineage: Eukaryota; Viridiplantae; Streptophyta; Magnoliopsida; Brassicales; Brassicaceae
Source: the annotation of a GenBank genome assembly
AUGGCGAUCGCUACGGAGACACAACAGCAGGAGAAGGAAGCUUCAGAUGCUUCUGCAGCUGUACAGAAGAGAUGGAAUCUGAGUGAUUUUGACAUUGGGAAGCCUCUCGGAAGAGGAAAGUUCGGUCACGUCUAUCUCGCUAGAGAGAAACGGAGCAAUCACAUUGUGGCUCUAAAGGUUCUUUUCAAGACACAGCUUCAACAGUCUCAGGUUGAACAUCAGCUCAGAAGAGAAGUAGAGAUUCAGUCUCAUCUUCGGAACCCCAAUAUACUGCGGCUUUAUGGUUAUUUCUAUGAUCAAAAAAGAGUUUAUCUGAUACUUGAGUAUGCUGCUAGAGGAGAACUUUACAAAGAACUUCAGAAAUGCAAGUACUUCAGCGAGAGACGAGCUGCAACAUAUGUUGCGUCGUUGGCGAGGGCUCUCAUCUAUUGCCAUGGCAAGCAUGUGAUACACAGAGAUAUCAAACCAGAAAACCUGCUAAUUGGUGCUCAGGGUGAGCUCAAGAUUGCAGAUUUUGGUUGGUCGGUACACACAUUCAACCGCAGAAGGACAAUGUGUGGAACACUUGAUUACCUUCCUCCUGAGAUGGUUGAAAGCGUGGAGCAUGACGCUAGUGUGGAUAUCUGGAGCCUUGGGAUUCUGUGUUAUGAGUUUCUUUAUGGUCUGCCUCCUUUCGAAGCCAUGGAGCACUCAGACACUUACAGAAGGAUUGUGCAAGUGGAUCUGAAGUUCCCUCCUAAACCAAUUGUCUCUGCAUCUGCAAAGGAUCUAAUCAGCCAGAUGCUUGUCAAGGAGUCUUCACAGCGUCUGCCGUUGCACAAGCUUCUCGAGCAUCCGUGGAUUGUGCAAAAUGCUGAUCCUUCUGGAAUCUACAGAGGUUGA